UGAACCUCAUCAUUGAGCGGUCUACCCACAGACAGGGGCGCCGUCAAUCGCCGCGCGUAGUCGGUCAAGUUCGCCCGUUAUUGACAUGGUGAUUGGCUUCACCGGUGCGUACUUUUAUAAAAAAAGAAUCACUGAGGGUUUGGCGAGACGCAGUCCCGUCGUGAAAAGUUGAAAACGGCAUUUCUUAACGGGAUGGAAGUCUAGCCCGAGAUUCGACAUCGCCGCGUGAGGCGGACUGAACCAUCAACUGAUAGAUUGGACCUGCGAGUGUCUCACCAAACUAGCGUCCGAUUUAAAUUGAGCCGCAGCAACAGCUGACGACGGUCUGCUGAAGGACAUCAAAACGAAACGUCGACACCAUUGUCCCGUCACUAAUUGCCAACAAAUACGACCAAUGAGAUUGAAUAAGUACGAUACUAUGGACAGACUGGGUUUCAAAUAACACCUGCAUUGAGAGCGAACAUCAAUUUCAAACACUGUCUUGUCUAGUGCCGAUAUAACAAUGAGUCUACCCGAACCAGAACCGGAACCGGAGCUGUCCCCAGAGCCGGAACCAUGGCCCAACAUGUCGUUGUUAAGUGCGUUCCCGGAACCGGAGAAUGGUUCCUCGGAACCUAUACCGGAAGCUGAGCCGUCAUUUGGACCCAGCGUCCAGGGAGUGCUGGUGUCUCUAGCCGUGCUUAUUAUCAUCGUAGGAUCGGUGGGAAACAUGUUGGUCAUCAUCGUCAUCGGACGAAUGCGUACAGGUCGAACGGUCACGGAGAUAUUCCUGACCUCCUUGGCCGUAGCCGACCUGACCGUCUGCAUGGUCUGUUCCCCGCUCCUCGUAGUGGGUAUCAUCGUCCAUUCCGGACACACCGGGGCAUCCUACCAAGUCGAGCAAUUCCUCUUCUACUUCUCAUCGGUCGCCUCCAUCUUCAACCUCACGGUCAUCUCCUUGGACCGGCACGACGCCAUCUUGCACCCCAUGUCUCGUCGCUUCACCCUCCAGCGCUGCAAGCCCCUGCUCUGUUUCAUCUGGCUUCUCUCGGCAUCCAUAGCAGUCAUUAUACAUUUCAUCCCGCAGAACUUUGAGGUAAUCGUCUUGGCAAUUUGCUUUGUGUUCCCGUUCGCGGCCAUGAUCAUCAGUUACACUCGCAUCCUUAGGGUGGCCAAGGCCGCUGCUCGCAAAGCAACUGGUUCCGACUUGAAAAAGACUUCGACUUCGACUACGUCAUCAUCGGGGCCACCAAAUAAGGAAAGCAAGAUGGACAAGACUGUCAAGAUGGUUAUCAUUGUCGUGGUGUUCUUUGCAGUGUCGUGGAUACCUAGUCUUAUCAGCAGACUGCUAAAGUACGUUGUGGUGAUGACACCCGAAGCGUCAAGCUUCAUGGAGGUGACUGCGUGUCUGAUUGCCUACGGUGGCAGUGCCCUCAACUUCUUGGUGUAUGCGUUCAUGAGUAGGCGGUUCAAAGUUGGAUUGUCACAGCUGUUUGGAUGCAGUCGAUUCUUACGGAGGAUCGACCCUUGCGAUGGUGACAUCGGGAAGACUUGUAACGCCACGGCCGCAGGUACCGUCAACGCCUCCUAAUAACCGACAAUAACCGACACAAGGGCAGGACCGGUACCGUCAACGUAUUACCGACACAAGGGCAGGGUCGGUACCGACACACGGUCGUUUCUCCAUCGUGAAGCACAAGGGCGGAUCCAAAGUUUUGACACGGCAAGUCAAGAAAAACUGCCAAGAGGGAUGCAACGCUGUUGUUUAAUUUUUUAAUAUGCCAGCUUUUUUACAGAUCUUUUCGCAUUAGCUAAUUGUUAAAUGAGCUGCACGCUGGUCUAGUUAGGGAUCCAACUGGUUCACUAGCUAGACCAGCAUGCACCCAAAUCCUCGCUUGUGUACCGAGUAUGUGCGAUAAGAUGUUUGGUCAUUGUUGGUGUCAGAUGCACUUAUUGUG
Asterias rubens (European starfish) is the source of this 1937-nucleotide messenger RNA. RefSeq names its product prolactin-releasing peptide receptor-like. Bases 503 to 1570 code for a protein of 355 amino acids. Gene Ontology annotation, biological process: G protein-coupled receptor signaling pathway. Gene Ontology annotation, cellular component: plasma membrane. Lineage: Eukaryota; Metazoa; Echinodermata; Asteroidea; Forcipulatida; Asteriidae. The transcript is spliced from 3 exons. Gene Ontology annotation, molecular function: G protein-coupled receptor activity. The record is from RefSeq and is a predicted model, not a curated record.